This is a messenger RNA of Amoebophrya sp. A25, 1630 nucleotides long. NCBI's taxonomy places the organism in Eukaryota, Dinophyceae, Syndiniales, Amoebophryaceae. The record is from the annotation of a GenBank genome assembly.
AGGCAGAAUAAUCAUUCUCGUUUCGUGUUUCGAAUGUGGUUUUGUGCGGACGUCUAGAUUAGAAGUACUCCGAUUGGGAUUCUUUGUUGAGCUUCCAGAUCCUACCUUGUUCGAUGUGGAUAUGAUGCGUUAUAUUUUUAGAUGAAUAUAUUGUUGACAAGACCUGAUUUACAUUGUUAGAAAGAAUGGUUGUUCGCCGAGGCGCACCUGUGAGGGCGUCAGGAGACCAGAAGCUGGCCAACAAACAGGGGGCCGACUUCUUGCUUCUCAUUGCGGGACUUUAUGCGGGCUCCGAACCUGGUUUGUCGCGGCACGCCGUGCGCCAAGCGCGCAUAAUAGCCGAAGGAAAUGCGGUAGCAAGUACGGGUGCUAGGGGUAGCAAUUCUUUAACAGCUCCUGGCACGACUGUCAAAGUAGGAUCUGGUCUGCCCCACUCCAGCAAAAGUGGAGGGAAGAGAAGUGUGGUUGCAGGGAACGCUGCGUUUUGCGGCUGCUGUGGACAAGUCCGGGAACGGACUUCUUACAACCGAGGGUCGGAAUCAACACAGAUGAAUCAAGGAACGCAGUGCCGUCUUUGUGGUUUAGCUUUUACUCGGCGACGAAAUAGACCGUCGGAUGACAGAGCUGUUAAGAUGAAAACUGCGACUCAUACUGGCGCGACCGCCGCAUUAGAGAAAGCAGCACUACCAGGAACAGCAGCAGCGACGUCCGCGGAAAAAGCUUCUAGCGUUUCACAGAGCUACGGGAACCGAUCGCGGAAUUCAUUGGAUGAUCGGGCCAACAAAAACGCAAUUCGCCCUCUCUCUCGCAAUGGUCUAGCCAAUGACCACGCACAGCGAAACAGAGAAGUACUUCCAGGCAAGAACCGAAUGGAAUCUUCUAUAACGACAAAUAAGAUGGAUCACAUGACGCAAUCCUUAGGCAGUCUUCGAAACCUACUGGGGGGACAGCCGAUGACACCUGCCGCAAGCGUUGCUCCUCCGAAAGCCGUUCAACAAAGCUCAGGGGCUCAAAGCUCCACGGCCGCUUCUCGAAAGAGACAGCGACAAGCGACAUUUGAUAAAAGAAGUAAAGGGAAAGCGGCUUCCCAGCAAUCUGGCAUGAGCGGCUUCGGGGUCUUGUGAGAAGCGUGCGCGUACUUGUGCUGGCUAGUAAAAACGACCUCCAGGUAAAGAUAUCAAAUACAAAGCAACGAUGAAAGCAAAAAAGCCCUUCGUGUUGCGAAGCGCUCCCCACGGAAUCGGGAAAACGCAGCGAAAGCAUCAAUCCGCCGACUGAGGCGUUGAAUACGGCGAGUGCGGUGAGACCGCUGGGCUCUUGCCCAUCUUCCACGGGAGCCGCGCAUGUUGAUGUUUCCCGGGUAUGCCUAAGAAGGGGAUUGCGCACUACGACGCAGGCCUGAAAGUCGAGGCUUCAGAGAACCACAGCCUUGCGAAAUAAAUAGCAGGUUGAAACUUGCCGGAAAAUGAUUUGUGAGCACAGGCGCGGAGAAAAAGCGCGCUGGGAGACGAUUGCGUGCUUCACCGCACUUCGUUUAUUUGGGUGGUGGAGCAUAUCUUGUGUCACAAAUGGGACCUGUUUCUCAAUAAUUUAGAUUUAUCACCCGCCCUUCACCCACCUUUAUUUGAAU